AGCGACUGACGUUUCAUCACCGAACCAAAACAAAAAGUUCCACUGCUUUCUUUGGUGCUGUUUGCGAGUCGAAAUCCACUAAAAUGUCCGGCGGAAAGUCCCCAACGGAGCUGCUUUCGGGAACCUUCUCCAAAUCAUGGCUACACGACAAGUGGGCUCCCGCGAUGGGAGGGAUCUUGGGCUUCAUGGGGGCCUGUUACGUGAACUGGGGCAGUGCACGACCUCUGCUGAGCGGUAUUCAGAAGCAUGUCGUGGCCACAAUCGGUCUUGGUGCGUUGGCGUUAACCGUGGAUAAGUGGAGGAAUCAGUAUCUGGCCGAAAAGGAUGCUACUCUGCGUCACUACAUCGAACUGCACCCGGAGGAUUUUCCAACUCCCGAACGGAAAAAACUGGCUGACGUGUUCGAGUACUGGCAACCAAUUCGUUAAAUGAGUUUCAAUUGAUAAUAUUUUUUCAUCAGUAAUAGAGACUCACUUGAAAGCCUAGUCUUUUAGGUCUAAUCCAAAAUACCGUUACAUCCGUGUAAUCCAGCGGAUGUGAAUAAAUAAAGCUCGUUUGUAAAAUAGGCAA
Molecule: messenger RNA, 570 nt
Organism: Armigeres subalbatus
Lineage: Eukaryota; Metazoa; Arthropoda; Insecta; Diptera; Culicidae
Gene: ND-B14.5B
Product: NADH dehydrogenase [ubiquinone] 1 subunit C2
Exons: 3
Coding region: 84-428 (114 amino acids)
Biological process (GO): mitochondrial electron transport, NADH to ubiquinone
Cellular component (GO): mitochondrial inner membrane
Source: RefSeq, a predicted model, not a curated record